Messenger RNA from Telopea speciosissima, 558 nucleotides. RefSeq lists its product as uncharacterized. The record is from RefSeq and is a predicted model, not a curated record. NCBI's taxonomy places the organism in Eukaryota, Viridiplantae, Streptophyta, Magnoliopsida, Proteales, Proteaceae. The coding region runs from base 1 to 558 and encodes 185 amino acids. The transcript is spliced from 3 exons.
AUGAAUACCAUCUGUGUGAUUCUUUCUUGUGCUGUGAAUCUUGAAUGGGAUUUGCAACAACUUGACGUUAAGAACACAUUUCUUCAUGGAGAAUUGGAAGAAGACCUGGUUUCUUCCCAUUAUACAUGGAAUUCCUCCUGGUUUCUCAUGUCAGAAAACCAAGGGAAAGCAUACACUCAAAGCAAUGCUGAUCCCACCUUGUUCAUUAAGAAAACUGGUUCCAAGAUUGCUAUCCUCAUUGUGUACGUUGAUGACAUUGUUGUCACUGGGAGGAUGUUGGGUUGUAGACCUUCAGAUACUCCUCUUGAAGCGAAUGUUCAUCUCAGUAGUAAGACUGGUCCUAACAGGGCCUUUGUUGUUAGACUGGUAAGCCAGUAUAUGCAUGAUCCUUACUCCUCAUACUUAGAAGUUGUGUUCCGGAUUUUGCGCUACUUAAAGUAUGUACUAGAAAAGGGAAUCCUCCUCUCUUCUUAUGGCCAUUUACGAGUUAAGGCCUUUACCAAUGCUAGUUGGGCCAACUCUCUAGAUGAUCGGCAACCUAGUAACUUGGAGGACUAA